AUCUACUUCUUGUUAUUGCUUCUCCUUUCAAAACUGUGAUCAUGGUGUCCGUACUCUCAAGGAAAGGUGCGUCUGUAUACAACCAACAUUUUCUCUUGAGGACAUUCAAUCUCUGCUUCAAGUCCCUCGCCACUAUUCCCAAUAAGGACGAUGGUGCUGCAGCUCAUUCUCUAUCUGUGCCAACUUCUGAGCAUUCUAGUAGCCUUCAUCUUUCCCCAUUUUUCUCCGACUUCAAUCAUCCUUCAAGUGGAUUUGACAUCGAGCUUGUGGAUCAUGAUACUUGGGGGGUAUCAACUGGGGUGGCACAAGCCUGGCGAGGACGGGAUUGGGUUGCAUCAGGAGCUAGUUCUUUUGGUCAGCAAGUGACUGAUGAAGCCCGUGAUGGUCAUUCUUCGAAUGUUGAGGGUGAAAUAGAUUUUGAGGACAUAGAUAAUAUGAGAAUUCGUGGCAGUCUGUUCUAUAAGCUUGAGCGUAGUUCCAAGGAGUUUGAAGAGUAUAAUUUAGAAUUUCACCGAAAGAAAUCUUCCAAGAAAAAAGACGACAAGACUGAGGAGGUAAACAAAGCUAAAACAACUGCAAAAGUAACUUCCAAAGACCAGAAGCUUCUCAAAGUUGAUGAAUUCACAAGAAGUAAAAGUGUUAUUCCCCGGAUGGAUGAAAUCAAUAAUAUGCCUCCUUUGAACAAGAGGCAGAGGACCCCCACUUUUAACCAGCUUACAGGUCCUUACCAUGAACCAUUUUGCUUGGACAUUUACAUAUCAAAAGCCUCCGUUCGUGCUUGCAUUGUUCAUAGGGUAACUAGCAAGGUUGUUGCUGUGGCACAUUCCAUUUCCAAGGAUAUCAAGUUUGAUCUGGCUUCUACCAAGAAUAAAACCACUUGUGCUGCUGUGGGGGCAAUUCUGGCUCAGAGAGCAUUGGCUGAUGAUAUUCAUGACGUGAUUUACACUCCAAGAAAAGGAGAAAGGAUUGAGGGGAAACUUCAGAUUGUUCUUCAGUCUAUCAUUGAUAAUGGCAUUAAAGUAAAGGUAAAAAUCAAGCAAAGACCCAAGAAGUCAUUCAGCCACAUCUGACAUAGGGGCAUGCUUGUUCAGUUGGCAUUGUCUAUUGGCCAAUGAAAUUAUCUGUUUACAUUUUUCACACAUGGAAGGGGGUUUGGAUCCUCUCAUUUAAGGGUAGCCUGGGUAGGAUUUUAAACAUUUGGCGACUGUGCGUGAACUUGUACCAUUUUG
Messenger RNA from Gastrolobium bilobum, 1229 nucleotides. RefSeq lists its product as uncharacterized. Bases 42 to 1070 code for a protein of 342 amino acids. NCBI's taxonomy places the organism in Eukaryota, Viridiplantae, Streptophyta, Magnoliopsida, Fabales, Fabaceae. Gene Ontology annotation, molecular function: 5S rRNA binding; structural constituent of ribosome. The record is from RefSeq and is a predicted model, not a curated record. Gene Ontology annotation, cellular component: ribosome. Gene Ontology annotation, biological process: translation. The transcript has a single exon.